AGCUUGUACAUCGAAGAAGAAUUGGGAGGGUGGUCCGGUAAGCUGUUAGCUGCAGAGCAGCAGCGUGUUCCGCUGCGCUUUCCUGACGCUAUUUUAAUUAUUCAGUCACGGAAAUAGACUAUCUUUAUUUUUUAACGAGUUAAACAGAGGAGCUUGCAAUGGCGACUGAUUCAGGCUACGGCGGCCAGCAAAGCUAUGGAGGGUCAUAUGGAAGUCAGCCAAGUGGCCAGGCCUACGGCCAAGGAAAUGCUGGUGCCUCAUACGGAGGACAGAACUAUGGUAGUUAUGGUCAGCAAGGUGCACCACAGGGCACAGAGGGUUACAGUCAACCCCAGCAACAAAGCUUUGGAAAUUAUGGACAGGAUUCACCUGGGUAUGGAGACAAGCCAUCUUAUGGUCAGCAGGGACCUGGGUCUUAUGGUCAGCAAAGUUCUUAUGGACAACAGAGUUCCUUUGGUGGCCAAGGACAGACAGGAGAAGGCUACGGACAGCAGGCCUCCUAUGGAAGCCAGGGUAGCAGUGUGUAUGCUGGUACCCAAGGGCAAGCAGGAGGUGGUGGUGGUGGCGGCGGCAGCAGCAGCUAUGGAAGAUGGAGUGAGGGUGAAAGUGGUGGUCAAGGUGGGAGGUUUGGUCGGGACCAAGGAGACCGCUCGGAAGGAGGGGGCUUCAGAGGCCGAGGCCGUGGGGGUUACGAUCGUGGUGGCUACGACCGCAGUGGUGGCUUUGACCGCGGAGGAUAUGACCGUGGCGGUAGAGGUGGACCUCCUGGUAUGGGAGGUGGUGACCGUGGUGGCUACAAAAAUUUCGGUGGCUCUCGAGACUAUGGCUCAAGGGAUGAACCCGCUGGGGAGCAGGACAACUCAGACAACAACACCAUCUUUGUUCAGGGCCUCGGAGAAGACGCCACCGUUCAGGAAGUUGGAGACUACUUCAAACAGAUCGGUAUCAUCAAGGUAAAUAAGAAGACUGGCAUGCCAAUGAUCAACAUCUAUUCAGACAAGGCGACCGGUCGUCCGAAAGGGGAGGCUACAGUGUCGUUUGAUGACCCUCCUUCAGCCAAAGCCGCCAUUGACUGGUUUGAUGGAAAGGAGUUCAACGGCAAACCCAUCAAAGUAUCGUUUGCUACUCGCAGAGCCGAGUUCACGCAGAGAGGGGGGAGAGGAGGCCGAGGAGGUUUCAGAGGUCGUGGUGGAGGCGGCGGACCAAACUUUGACAUUAAAGGAGGGGACUGGCCUUGUCCAAACAGCUCCUGUGGCAACAUGAAUUUUGCUCGAAGACAGGAGUGUAACAAAUGUGGUGCACCUAAACCAGGAGACGCAGGGUUUGGAGGAGGAGACCGUGGAGGCAGAGGUGGAUUUGGAGGUGACAGAGGGGGUGGAUUCAGAGGCCGUGGUGGUGGCGGUUUCCGUGGGGGAGAUCGUGGUGGUUACGGAGGAGGCGGUGGCGGCGGCGGCGGCGGAGGAUUUGGAGGAGGAUACAAAAUGGGAGGAAGAGGUGACCGUCGAGACGACAGGCGAGAUCGGCCAUACUAAACGUUGAGCGGCGAAACCAUUCCAGCCCUUCAGUUUGCCACGGGGGGUGUAACUCUGAAAAGAACAUUAGGGGGGGUGGAUCAGACGUUUGUCUGUUUUGUAGGUCGUCCAUCCUAAUUAUUACUGUUCAUCUUUGAUGCAUAUGUUUGUGUUAAUGUGAAUAGGGGUUUGGGACUGGUCGACAUGUUAAACCUUUUUUUGUUUUAUUCUGUACAUCUUUAUUUUUGUCAGAUUCUAGAUGCAGGUGUUUGUGAGGCUGUGAAUCAUUUUUUCUUUUGUAUGAAUGGAAAUAAAAACCUUUUACUUGGA
Messenger RNA from Oryzias melastigma (Indian medaka), 1841 nucleotides. It is a transcript of the gene taf15, whose product is annotated as TAF15 RNA polymerase II, TATA box binding protein (TBP)-associated factor. Gene Ontology annotation, molecular function: RNA binding; transcription coregulator activity. Bases 159 to 1532 code for a protein of 457 amino acids. NCBI's taxonomy places the organism in Eukaryota, Metazoa, Chordata, Actinopteri, Beloniformes, Adrianichthyidae. The transcript has 16 exons. Gene Ontology annotation, biological process: regulation of DNA-templated transcription. Gene Ontology annotation, cellular component: nucleus. The record is from RefSeq and is a predicted model, not a curated record.